This is a messenger RNA of Echinops telfairi (small Madagascar hedgehog), 4162 nucleotides long. RefSeq names its product testis expressed 2 (gene TEX2). Gene Ontology annotation, molecular function: lipid binding. The transcript has 12 exons. Gene Ontology annotation, cellular component: endoplasmic reticulum. The coding region runs from base 45 to 3410 and encodes 1121 amino acids. The record is from RefSeq and is a predicted model, not a curated record. Lineage: Eukaryota; Metazoa; Chordata; Mammalia; Afrosoricida; Tenrecidae.
GCACUUUCUUACCCUCCAGAGCCUGAGCCCUUGUGAAGCCGGCGAUGACCAGUCUGAAUGGUAGCCAUGCUGAAAAAACCACUGACAUGCCAAAACCUUCAGCCCCCAAAGUGCACGUGCAGAGGUCCCUGUCCCGAGACACCAUCGCCAUCCACUUCUCAGCAUCCGGGGAGGAGGAGGAGGAAGAGGAGGAUGAGCUGAGGGAGUACCUGGGGGAGGGGCUGGACAACCAAAGCAUCGUAACAGGGCUUGAGGCCAAGGAAGACCUCUAUCUUGGCCAUGGCCCUGCCGCCUCGCCCACCCUGGCAGAUGGGCUGCCGGUGGCCCAGCCCCCAGCCGUUCUGCCCGUCUCUGAGAACACUGUCAAGCUGCUGGCGUCCCCUCCUCCAGCAGCCCAAGUAUUAAGUACAGUGCCAGUGGCUCUGUCCCCGGGGUCGUCUUCGUCAGGCCCCUUAGCAAGCUCUCCCAGUGUGUCCUCCCUCUCUGAGCAGAAAACCAGUUCCUCCUCCCCGCUGUCCUCUCCUUCCAAGUCUCCUGUGCUGUCCUCCAGUGCCUCGUCCUCCACCCUCGCCAGUGCAAAGCCCUUCCUGAGCCUUGGGAAGUCCCUGUCGACAGAGGUGGAGCCAAAAGAACCCCCGCACCCGCCAAGGCACAGGCACCUGAUGAAGACGUUAGUGAAGUCUCUGUCCACAGACACUUCCAGGCAGGAGUCGGAGACCGUGUCCUACAAGCCCCCCGACUCCAAACUGAACUUGCACUUGUUCAAGCAGUUCACACAGCCACGAAACACAGGCGGGGAUUCCAAAACCGCCCCUUCCUCCCCGCUGACAUCCCCCUCGGAUACCCGCUCCUUUUUUAAAGUGCCCGAAAUGGAGGCUAAAAUUGAAGACACAAAGCGACGCCUUUCAGAGGUCAUCUACGAGCCUUUUCAGCUCCUCAGUAAAAUCAUCGGGGAGGAGAGCGGCAGCCAUCGGCCCAAAGCCUUAUCUUCAAGUGCUUCAGAACUCUCCAACCUGUCCAGCUGGAACGGGCACUUGGAAAGCAAUAACAACUACAGCAUCAAGGAAGAGGAGUGUGACUCGGAGGGGGACUGCUUCGGAAGCGAUCCCACCGUCGCCAGAAGUGACCACGCCAAGUCAGCCGAGGAGCCCCCACGUGAGGCCGAACCGAAGAGCUCCCAGGUUGGCAGCAGCCUCAAGGACUUUGGCCUGAAGACCAGCUCUCUGGUUCUGGAGAAAUGUUCCUUGUCUGCUUUGGUGAGCAAAGAAGAUGACGAGUUUUGUGAACUGUACACGGAGGACUUUGACCUGGAAGCCGAGGUCGAGAGUAAAGGCGACAAGCCCCCAGACGUCCCUCUCAAGCCCGAUGUGCUUGUGGACGAUGCCUUGACUCUCGACAGCGACGACGAGCUGGACUCGGCCGAGCAGCACCAGGAAUUGCCUGUGAAGACCCUGGGCUUCUUUAUCAUGUGUGUCUACGCGUACCUCAUCCUCCCCCUCCCCCAGUACAUGAGUGGACUCUUCCUGGGCAUUGGCCUGGGAUUCAUGACUGCAGUUUGCCUGAUUUGGUUUUUUACACCACCAAGUGCUCAUAAACAUCACAGGUUACACAAACACGAACACCAUCGGAACGCACGCUCUCUGGACGUCAAAGAACCGGAGAUGGUCAAGGGAUGGAUGAAUGAGAUCCACAGCUAUGAUCCUGAAACUUACCAUGCAACUUUGACGCAUUCAGUCUUUGUUCGGCUUGAAGGCGGGACAUUGAGACUUUCGAAGCCCAAUAAAAACAUAUCCAGGAGGGCGAGCUACAACGAGACCAAGCCAGAGGUCACCUACAUCAGCCAGAAGAUCUAUGACCUCUCCGACAGCAAGAUUUAUCUUGUACCUAAAAGUUUGGCUCGAAAACGAAUCUGGAAUAAAAAGUACCCCAUUUGUAUUGAGCUUGGUCGACAAGAAGAUUUUAUGUCUAAGACUCAAACUGAUAAGGAAAUGACAGAAGAGAAGCCACCAGCUGAGAAAGAGCUGGCAGGCGAGGACCCUAAGAAGCCCCCUCAGGAGGGAACAAAAUGCAGCCAGCGAGAUCAGAUCCUGUAUCUGUUUGGGAGAACUGGCCGAGAGAAAGAAGAGUGGUUUAGAAGAUUUAUUCUGGCAUCUAAACUGAAGUUGGAGAUGAAGAAGCCACCUGGUGCCCCUGGAAGUAAACCAGGGGCUUUGCCUGCCCCCAGCAGGCACAGCAGCCCGUCAGGCCACCUGACCCACAGCCGCAGCAGCAGCAAGGGCAGCAUGGACGAAAUCAUGCCCCAACCGAAGCAGAAGGAGCUGGUGGGCAGCGUGCGGCAAAAGAUGCUGCUGGACUACAGCGUGUACAUGGCCAGGUGUGUCCCCCAGGAGAGCCGAAGCCCCUCGAGGAGCCCCGUGCAGAGUGCCGAGAGCAGCCCCACGGCUGGGAAGAAGUUGCUGGAAGCGCUGCCCUCUGAGGAGGAAGAGCAAGAGGCCUGGGUGAACGCCUUACUUGGAAGAAUGUUCUGGGACUUCUUAGGAGAGAAAUACUGGUCUGACCUGGUGUCUAAGAAAAUCCAAAUGAAACUCAGCAAAAUAAAGCUCCCCUACUUUAUGAAUGAGCUGACUCUGACGGAACUUGACAUGGGAGUGGCUGUGCCAAAAAUCCUUCAGGCCUUCAAGCCUUAUGUCGAUCACCAAGGACUCUGGAUUGAUUUGGAAAUGUCCUACAAUGGGUCCUUUCUGAUGACUCUCGAGACCAAAAUGAAUUUGACCAAACUAGGUAAAGAGCCUCUUGCUGAAGCCCUGAAGGUUGGCGAAAUUGGCAAAGAAGGUUGCAGGCCCAGGGCAUACUGUCUGGCCGACAGCGACGAGGAAUCUUCCAGCGCUGGCUCCUCCGAGGAAGACGACGCCCCAGAGUCCAGUGGGGGAGACAAGCAGCUCCUCCCAGGGAGUGAAGGGUAUGUUGGAGGUCAUCGAACAAGCAAGAUUAUGCGAUUUGUAGAUAAGAUUACCAAAUCAAAAUAUUUCCAAAAAGCCACAGAGACGGAGUUCAUAAAAAAGAAGAUUGAAGAAGUUUCCAACACGCCCCUGCUGCUCACCGUUGAAGUGCAAGAAUGUAGAGGCACCUUGGCGGUGAACAUCCCACCACCCCCGACUGACCGGAUCUGGUACGGGUUCCGGAAGCCUCCGUACGUGGAGCUAAAAGCUCGGCCAAAACUUGGAGAGAGAGAGGUGACGUUAGUUCAUGUGACAGACUGGAUCGAGAAGAAACUGGAGCAAGAGUUUCAGAAAGUUUUUGUCAUGCCAAACAUGGACGACGUCUAUAUCACCAUAAUGCACUCGGCCAUGGACCCUCGAUCCACUGCCUGCCUCAAGGACCCAGCAAGGGAGGCGGCGGAGCAGCUGUGACAGGAGAGCGGCCAUUCCUCCCAGUAUUAGGAGAGCUGGGUUCCAGGUGUGGGAGCUCACGGCUGCCAGCUAUGCCGAAGUCCUGGCCUUCACCUGUGCCACAGCUGCUGUCUCCAGACUACUUCUGCCCUCUGCCUGCCGGUGCCCAUCCCACUGGGAGGUGUCAUUCCAUGCAGCCAGGGACUGGUGUCUCUGGACUGCCUGCUGCAAAGCUUUGGCUUAAGGAGCCUAAGGCCGAACAUCACAGAAGUUACCAGUGACUCACAUGGGGGGCUUUCUCAAGCCUACCAGUUUGGGGAGGGAGAGGCAGUAAAAGAGCACAUUAAGAGCAAAGCUGCCCCCGGGAAGGCUUCCCCUUGCCUUCACUCCAAAGCUUUACCUCAGGCAGCCAGGGCACCACAGGACAUUUUUUUUUAAUCACGUCUCCAGUUUCUCUCCGUGACCACCUGCCAUCCUCCACACCAACUGUGGGGAAGCACGUGCAGGGUGGGCGUGGGAUCUCACGAGCCAUUUCAUUGAUGGUGAAGAGAUGUGCAUAGCAACUCCCUCUUUUCCAUAUUGUGCAUUUUGGAAGCAAGUAGCCAUAGUACACACACACACACACAAUCAGCUGGGGUGGGGGCGGGGGACUGAUGUCAACAUUAGGCAAAGCCAUGAGAUCAAACCAUCCCAAGCCUUUACCAGUGAGGUACAGACACCUGCCUGUGUUGUAGUUGACCCCGAGUGUUUUCAAACAUGAGCACACAUGAACU